UCUUUAAUAAAAAAAGACAACUACUUAUUUUCUUCUGUUUGCUGUGGUGUGGGCUGGGACAGGUAAUUAAUAACAGCCAACAGAAGAAAAUAAAACGACGGCUAGUAGCAUUAAAACAGGCCCUGCUCUGCAUCAUCAUUAAGAUUUUCAUAUCAAAAUCAACAUAUGUCCCACUUUUAAUUUAAUUAAGUAUUUUCUACAGCAAUUAAUAAAUACAUAAAUAAAUAUGAUGAUAUAAUACAUAUAGAGAGAGACAGACAAUAAGUAAUUAAUAAGAGAAAGAAAGAGUUUGCUAUUAUUAUUUUGAGAGGAUAUUGCCUUUGGUCUUAAUUAGUAGAUUAGAUUAGUGGCAAGCUUUUAUCUGAGUUUUUAUAACACUUCUUUCUUUGCUACUCUUCAACAAUGGCCAAUGUUCACACAAAGUUUACUACUCCUACACCUCCUCAUUUUUUCAAGAUUAUUCUUCAGAAAACUCUUCAUGACAACAAGAUACAAAUCCCAAAGACAUUUUGGGUGAAACAUUGUGGGUCUUUAUCAAAUCAAGUAUUUCUUAAACUACCAUGUGGAUCAACAUGGGAGGUAGGACUAACAAAAACUAGUGAUGGAAAGAUUUGGAUAGAAAAUGGUUGGAAUAAAUUUGCACAACAUUGUUCUUUAAGUUAUGGAAAUUUCUUAGUUUUUCGAUAUGAAGGAGACUCUCAGUUCCAUGUUAUCAUAUUUAACUUAACCACUACAGAGAUAGAUUAUCCUUCUAAUCCUAACAAUUUGGGGAACCAUAAUGUUGAGUCUACUGAAGUCUUGGACAGUUUUCCAAGGAAUUCUAAAACCAGUGACAAGUCUCCAUUACCAUGUUCUCAGCUCCACAAGAAAAUUAAAACUAGUGUUUCUUGUAAACCACAAAGCAACAACCUAUCUCUUCCUAGAAUAUCUACACCCAAAGUUAUGGAAAAAGAAAGCUUAUCAAGUAAAGUAGACAAAUCUGCCCCGAAAAGAUACCAGAAACCGUCGUCUGACAUUGAGAAGCAUAAUGCUGAUGAUACUAAAGAUGGUAUUUCAAUUCAAGCCAUGGACAAGUCUCCAAUACCAUGUUCAGCUAGGCCCCACAAGAAAAUGAAAACUAGUCCUGAUUAUGGCACUAAAUCUAAAGUCAUGAAGUGGGAGUUUUCUGAUAAAGAAUGUGGAGAAUCUUCCCUACCAGAGUGGAUGAAACCUGAAAUCUUUUUAAGUAGACAGAUUUUGAGUGCUAAUGAAAAGGCUGAAGCUGUCAAGAGAGUUAAAGAUUUUCAAUCUAAAGACCCCUUUUUCAUGGUUUACAUACAACCAUCAGCUGUUGGAGCUAACUAUAAUGUGAUUAUACCUUCUAUCUUUGCAAGUCAAUACCUCCUCAACAACAUCAAUAAGCAUGGAGAUGUGAUACUUAAGGUUGAGGAUGGAAGGACCUGGUCUGUUAGAUACUGUUUUUCACGGCGGAAAAGAGCUUCUAAAACCAAAUUCCAGCGCGGUUGGAAGGCCUUUGCUCAGGAAAAUGAUUUGAAAGUAGGUGAUGUUUGUGCCUUUGUUUUGAGAGAGAGCAUUGGGAUAAUGUUAUUUGAAGUAGUUAUUUUUUGUGGAAAUGGAGUACAAAAAUCAGCCAUGCCAAAAUCUUGCAACAACACCAUGAUGAUCAAUAGAAGAAGUGGCCUAAAACAAACUACAGUUCUUGAAAGAGGAAGCUCUUCUCAAUCCGAAAGGCCAUCCUUCACAGUUAUUAUGCAUGAAACUUAUGCAACUGGUCAUUGUUAUUUUGUCUUGCCAUACAAGUUUGUGGAGAAAUACAUUAAAAAGAAAGAAUGUGAGGUAAGACUUUCGCUUCCAGAUGGUAGAUGUUGGUUUGUCCAAUUGAAGGUGAGGCAGGCAAAUGCAUGUCCAAGAGCUGAAUUGUGCCGAGGCUGGAGAGAAUUCGCGUUGGAUAAUAGUCUGCAAGCGGGUGAUAUCUGCAAGUUUGAAUUAACUAUUGACAAUGGCAAUGAAGUUUCAUUUAAAGUUUCCAUUGAUAAGGAUUAUGAUUAUGAUGAUGCAUAUAACAAGAAAGUUGCAAAUAAGAGAAAAGCAAUUACACCUUCCAAGCUAAAGAAAAAUCCUUCUGUGAAAGUUGAAUCUUCUUUUGCUCAUAACAACAUGAAUAUAAAGAAAGAACAAGUGGAAAUUAAAGUUGAACCUAAUAUUUCAGACAUGACUAUGAAACUGAAAUCUGACAAUCAAGGCAGAGCUUCUAAGGUAGCCAGCAAAUUCUUCUCAAACAAUCCUUACUUCCAUGUGGUUUUGCGAUCAAAUCACGUGUAUGGAUUUAAAUUGCCUUUUCCGAGUAAAUUUGCAAGCCAACAUUUAGAGGGAAAGGGUCAAGUUAUGAGUCUUUGGGUUGGUGAGAAAUAUUGGGAUGUGAAGUUAAUGCAUUUUAAAUCAACAUAUGAGUUUGGUGCUGGAUGGAUUGCAUUUGCAGUAGAAAACUCUCUCAUGCCAAAAGAUGUGUGCGUCUUUGAGCUAAUUAACAACAAUCAAGCUGAGAUGAAAGUUCACAUAUUUAGAGAAAGUGAUUUGGCUCAAGAGUAGUAACUUUUGGUUUGUUGUAAUUAUGCAAGUCACGAGAAUCAUUUUGGGAGCAAUGACAUAGAUUAGUUUAGCUGAAGGUUUUUCUUUUGAUGUGUAUUUUAGAGUUUAUUGUGAAUUUAUGAUACUAUUGUUAAGUCCCCAAGUGAUGAUUUCUCCACAUCGCUUGGAAAUACACUUUACCACCCUUGUUUUUAUAUAAAUAUUUACUAGUGCAAGCUUGCUUUUUCACUUUA
This is a messenger RNA of Cannabis sativa, 2822 nucleotides long. RefSeq names its product B3 domain-containing protein LOC_Os12g40080. The record is from RefSeq and is a predicted model, not a curated record. Gene Ontology annotation, molecular function: DNA binding. Bases 403 to 2589 code for a protein of 728 amino acids. The transcript is spliced from 10 exons. NCBI's taxonomy places the organism in Eukaryota, Viridiplantae, Streptophyta, Magnoliopsida, Rosales, Cannabaceae.